UGUAGAACAGCUCUGAGAACGAAGGAGGAGACGAGGAGUUCGUGGAGAAGGAGCUCUAUCUCCUGCUCUCCUGCUGGAUUACUGACUCCACUCUCCUCCCAGCACCUCCCGACUCAGGAGGAGCAGGAGGAGGAGAGGGAGGUGCACGAUGGCUGAGCCCCUGCUGAAGAGGACCUUCUCCAGGCUGAGAGGCAGAGACAGAAGCCGCAGGAAGACCGACCCCAAACUGAGCGAGGCUCCAGUCCGGCCCGACAAUAUCUUCCAGUCCUCUUCCUCACCAUCGUCGGCAACACUUACAGACCCCGACCCCCCAUCGCCUCCUCGAAACCACAUCACAGUGGCGAAGAAACAGCAGUGGGCACGUCAGGGCUCUGCAGCUCCACCCACCUUCUUGACCUCAAGCUCCACCAUCAGACUGUCAGACCAGGAGAGACCCACAGGGAUAUCCCAGGAUGCAUCUGGGCAGGCCUUGAGCCAUAGGCUGGUGCAAGACAAGAUGCAGCAGUGUGCUGACAGGAUGUGCACCAGUCUGGCCUGGGAUAAGACCAGUGCCUCCUGUGUUAGCACAACAAUGCAACAGGAAUCCUACUACCCAGCAGGGGACCCCACUGAAUCUCCCUCCACCUCCGUCAGUGCCAAGCUGUCUGGCCAGCGUGCCUACCUGCAGAGCCUGGAUCGCAGCAGCCGAGCCUGGGUGCUUUCCUCAGGAAAGACUUCAGAUGAAGUGUGCGACCCUCAGGAGGACAGUGGCAGCAACAUCUGGUACAACCCGAUCCCUGAGGAGGAGGACUUAGGAGGUCUACGCCGGGACGAGGAUGUAUGGAAGCGGAGGGCAAAAAAAGAUGAGCCUAGUGCUGGAACAGACAUUGGCGGAGGUUGUAGCAGUGACAGUCCACUGGAGGACUUUCAGUGCUCCAGCCUCCCCAAUCCAAGUGUCAGUCAUCACAUCGAUGACAUCAAAGCAGAAAAUACAGACUCUCCUCCAGACUCUAGUCCCGCCUCCCAAAAGAAAGGGGGGAUGUCAGGAAGUAUGAUUGACAGGUUGAGGUCUCCUGGUACGGUAAGAAAACUCUCUCUAAAGAUGAAGAAACUUCCCGAGCUGCGACGAAAACUCAGCCUCCGCUCAUCUUCUCGGGCCCAUCGGCAAACAAAUGACAAUAGAGGAUGCGGAGAGGAGUCGGCUGGUAAGAGCACGGCAUCAUUAUUGGCGCUCUCCAACCAGAACGUGAUCAGCAAGUAUCAUCUGGACAGCUCCACCUCUCCAGCCCGACCACAGCGACGGUCAUCAAGAGGAUGUUCAGCCAGUAAAGGAGGGUAUCUUAGUGACGGGGACUCCCCUGAACUACUGCCACGACAGCAGCCCUCUCAACACGUGACCACCCAGGAUGGGCCCUGUGACGUCAGCUCAUUCCAGCUGUACGUGGGCUCCGACCCGCCGAGAUGCAGCCAACGGGUGACGGGUUUACUGACAGUCCACUUGCUGGGGCUGGAAGAGAUGAAGACCAGCAGGUCAGAGGGCAGUAAGGAAGUCUUCCUGGCGAUACAGAUUGAUGGGGUGACGAGAGCGCGGACUGCCCUCCUGAUGCUGCGAGGCUCGGCCCUCCCCUUAAACCACACUUUCCACCUGGAGCUAGAGCGAGCCAGGCAGCUCCGCAUAGUGGUAUUAACGCCAGUCUGUGCACCCAAAACAACAUCCGAGCAGAGUCCCAACUCAGGUGGUCCAACUAGAAACCGGGUGUGCGGUCUGGGUGGGGUCUCCAUCCCCCCUCUCUUCAAAGGGAGUCGCUGUCAGCAGCUCUGUGUGAAGCUGGAGCCCAGAGGACUUCUCUAUAUCAAACUGUCUCUGCAGGAGAAAUGGGACACACAGCCCAACGGCGACGCGUCCACCCCGUCCUCUGUGUUUGGGGUUGAGCUCCACCACCUGGUGGAGAAAGAGGGCUCUGCAACUCCCGUCCCCCUGCUGAUCCAGAAAACAGUGGCAGAGAUCGAACGACGGGGACUGAAGGUGGUAGGUCUUUACAGGCUCUGUGGCUCUGCUGCGGUGAAGAAGGAGCUCAGGGAUUGGUUCGAGAGGAACAGCUCAGCAGUUUGUCUGUCUGAGGACCUCUACCCUGACAUCAACGUAAUCACAGGGAUUCUAAAGGACUACCUGCGGGAGCUGCCAUCCCCCCUCAUCACUAGGACUCUGUACCAGGUGGUCCGGGAGGCCAUGACCCUACGACCCCCACCUGUCCAACCUGCAACACCUGAUCCCCAACUGUCCCAAAGGACCGUGGAGCUGCUGUCCUGUCUGCCACCUCCAGAAAGGGCCACUCUGUUGCUCCUGCUCGACCACCUCAGCCUCGUAGCAUCUUUCAGCGCCGCCAACAGGAUGACUCAUCAGAACCUUGCCGUGUGCUUCGGGCCUGUGCUCCUCACGCCAACCCAAGAUGCGUGGAGGGGGGGAGGAGGGAAGUCGGGAAGAGGAUCAACGAAGGGUUUCUAUCAUGGCGAGGAGAUGGCGAGCGCAGUGGACUUCAAACGGCACAUCGAAGCGCUGCACUACCUGCUGCAGCUGUGGCCAGUGCCGACUCACCGAGCACCAGCCGACGCCAAUGCCUCACCUCCUCCCUCCUCCACCCCUCACCAGAAUCCUUUGGUGCAGCAACAGCGGCAUCCUGCGUUGCGCCUGGCUCUACCACAGAGCCCUGAAGAGGAGGUGGUGGUGUCACGGCGAGGGCGUGGCGGUGUGGCCCGGCUGGAGAGUCCACCGCCAAUCAACAGGUACGCGGGAGACUGGAGCGUUUGCGGACAAGAGUUUCUGACUGGGCAGGAUGCCGAUUACGAUGAGGUGGCAGGAAGUGAGAGCGAUGCAGGGAGUGAUGAUGAAGACGAGGAGGAGAAGAAGAGGGCAUGGCCAACAGGAGGGGGCGGAGCUCUGUACAUGGAUGACUUCCUGGACUUUGACGCUCCGUUUAACUGUCGGCUCAGCCUGAAGGACUUUGACACGCUAAUCCACGACCUGGACCGCGAGCUCGCCAAACAGAUCUGUCUGUAGAGAAGGAGAAGCAGGAGGAGGAGCAGGAGGAGGAGCAGGAGGAGAAGCAGGAGAAGGAGCAGGAGGAGGAGCAGGAGGAGAAGCAGGAGGAGGAGCAGGAGGAAGAUCUGACCUCGUUAAAUUUCAGAUCUUCAGUGCUUAAAUGAAACUACAAUGAUGUUUGUGUGGGAAAGCAGAUCAGCUGUUAGCUUGACCUCUGACCUUUUACUCCAUAGCUGUUUUCAGCAAUGAGAGCAGAAUAACUUUUCAUGGCAACAGGGAUGAACAUUAAUAAUCGCUCAAAGUUCAGAGUUCAUCAAAGAAACUUUUUAUAACUUUGUGAAUUAUAAUUAAUGUUGAAUUAUUUAAUGUAAUGAAAAAACACCUGACGUGUUUAUUUUCGGACUUUUAAAAAAGAGAGAAGAGUCAUUUUACUCUGCAACACAUUUCAAAAGCAAACAUAAAAAAAAAAUGAAAACAUUUCUUGUAAUAAUAAAAAAUAAAUAAUUAGCAUGAAAAGAAAAACCUGAACUAAUCUCGGUGCUGGUAAAAUAUGAGUUUUGUAUUUCUCUGUUUUGGGCCUUAAAGAAGAAUAUUCGAGUUAAAAUAAAUGAAAUAAAUAGUUAUCUGAAAAAAUGGGAAAUGUUCUCAUUACCAUGACUUUAAAGUCUUUUUCAUUGUGAGAGUGUUUAUACUGAUUAACUAUAAAGUUAAAAAAGGAAACAAUUACAUUUGUGACCUUUAAAUCAUCUAAACUCAUACAACCCUCCAUUAUCCCAUCAUCAGGGCUCAAAGUACCAAUGUUCUCAUUCCUUAAAUGAUAGAAGAUAAUCUUUAAAUACGGGCAAACUAUAAUCUGAAAAAGGUGAUCACGGUGAUGAAGGUUCUCAAAUCAAGUUUCAUUCAAAGCGUUUCUUUGGUGAAGUCUGAAGGUGAGGCUACGUCGCUCUUUAAACUGAUUAAAUCAGCUGCUCAGGACGUCUUGAAGGAGGCGCUGUGCCUAGAACCAAACAGGAACUCAAAGCGUGGACGGUGACGGUCUCAGGGUGAGUCUAACGUUGAAACCAAAGUAUGUGCCUCAGAGCCUGUGAGCUAACAUUAGCUCACAAAGUCCAGUAAUCAGUGACAUCACCAAACGAGCAGCUCUCAGCAGAGUCUGCACGAGGCUUCACGGGGGGGCGGCAGCAGAGCGCCAGGUCAGGUUAGACAGUACGCAUGCUGGGGUUAUUAAUAACAACUGCUCUCUGAGGUCGUGGAGCUCCGAGUUCAGGCGUGCCGUUCAGAGCCCCAAACUGUCAACAAACUUUGGCCCUGACUGCAGCUUCAGUGUGAAGAAUGGGUUCUCUGAGGCGUGGAGGAGGUACAGGAACCUCCUCACAGCAGCGAGCACCGGAUGUCUGGGUAUCAGGGCUGGACCUCGGAGGAUCUGGUGUUGGACUGUUUGCACUGUUGAAGCCAUAAUUUCUGUUUUGAUGGUACAGAGUUUCUCACUGUGAGUUUGUGAAGUUUGAAGCUCUUUUCUCCUUGUUGUUGCUGACAGUAUUAUUAUUAUUAUUAUUAUUAUUAUUGUUGUUGUUGUUGUUCUUGUUACUCUGUUUUGCACAUCUUCAAUAAGCACUUGUGUUUUUUACAAUGAAGACGACGUUUGUCUGCAGAUGAAGUAAGCAAAGUGAUGAAGCACAGUUCCUGUUGGAACAGAACACAGUCUGUAUGUCUUAUUACCCCAAACAGCUAUUAAACACCUUAUUAAUGAA
Messenger RNA from Pelmatolapia mariae (spotted tilapia), 4770 nucleotides. RefSeq names its product rho GTPase-activating protein SYDE1. The record is from RefSeq and is a predicted model, not a curated record. Gene Ontology annotation, cellular component: synaptic membrane. Gene Ontology annotation, biological process: regulation of Ras protein signal transduction; signal transduction; cell migration. Lineage: Eukaryota; Metazoa; Chordata; Actinopteri; Cichliformes; Cichlidae. The transcript has 14 exons. Bases 149 to 3037 code for a protein of 962 amino acids. Gene Ontology annotation, molecular function: GTPase activator activity.